UCUGCAGGCUGGCACGCAGAGGUGUGAGACCGACUACCGCCGCUUCUUCUGUUUUUUUUUUUACUCUUUACGGAUAUCUGACGACGUUAACGGGCUCGUUACCUUCACCGGACCCCGCUCACACUGCACGAUUCGACACUCCCAGCUGUCGUUCAGUGUUGGCGGCACGCUGUGAGGAAAAGGCUGCACUGGGCCGUGCCUCUGCGCUCCUCUGACACUCGUCCUUGACAUCCAAAUGCUGCGCGUCGAUCGUCGAGCCUGCCGCCUUCUGUGAGUUAUGACGACGGCUGCUUCUGCGACUCAGGAACGAGGCUCCUCCUUGGUUCAGCACUGAGAAAAAAAAUCACAUGAUGUGAUGAAGAAGGGUCCUGGAAGUCUGCUCUUCAAAGAGUCCGCCGGCAGGAUAUGAGUAUUUUGAGCCCUGUGACGGAUAGCAAAUCAAACCUUGUGGGAAUUGUGGGAGGCCCAGAAGAAUUCUCCAGAGUCAUGCAGUCAGAGGAGCUGUUCAGCAGGAAACUCAAAGCCCUGAACGGCAGCAUGGGACCGCCAGUCUCCAACAUGCAGGGAAAGCCCGACGUCACAGGCAAAACAAACGGUAAUCCAGCCAUGCCUAAAAUGGGUGUCAGAGCGCGGGUGACAGAAUGGCCGCCAAGGAAAGACGGAUGGGACGGACGGCCUUCACCGAACUAUCAGAGUGUGAUACCCGUGUUUCAGAACGGACAGCAGGAUCACACUGUGGAAAUCCUGGAGCAGGAACAGGUGUGUGUGGAGCUGGAGUACUCUGACAAAUAUUCACUGAGUGACCUGCUCAGCCACUCCCCGCUGAAGGGUCUCCACCCCAUCCGUCAGCGCAGCAACAGCGAUGUGACCAUCAGUGACAUCGACUCUGAGGACAUAAUGGACCAGCACGCCGUCAAUCCAAACACAGGGGCCUCGCUGCACCGGGAAUACGGCAGCACGUCGUCCAUCGACCGGCAGGGUCUGAGUGGAGACGGCUUCUUUACCAUGCUCAGGGGCUACAGAGUGGACACCCUGGACCACCGCAGCAUACCCCCUUUAGGUUUCCCUGAGCUGUUGCGUUGCGACGCCUCGCUCUCCCCAAGCCUGCAAACAGCAGCGCAGAUCGCCCGGGGUGAGAUAGUCCACAUUCCGGGAUACGACUACAUAGAUAGCUCGCUCCUGUACAGCCGGGAGCGGGAGAAGUCCUUCAUGAGGCGUCUGAAAUCAGAAUCCUCUGAGACGUCUUUGUUCAGGAAGCUUCGGACCAUAAAAAGCGAGAGCGACGCCCUGCGGCUCUCCAUAGAGGAGGACAGACGACCACUCAGCUUUCAGAAGUGCUUUGCGCAUUACGACGUCCAGAGCGUUCUCUUUAACAUCAGUGAGGCCGUCGCCAGCAGAGCCACCCUGAGCCAGAGGAAGAACACCACGACGGGGGCGUCGGCGGCCUCGGCCGGACCCGGAGCUGGAGGACUUCCUGGAGUUGGAGUCGGGCCUGGACCGGCAGCAGGAACAGACCCUGGAGCAGCAGGAUGUAGCAGUGGCAAUGUCCCCAUGUUCGAGUCCCCUCUGGGCAGCAGGGAGGACUUGAACCCCAAAGAGAACCUGGACGCUGACGAAGGCGACGGGAAGAGCAGCUCUCUGGUGCUGAGCUGUCCUCACUUUCGCAACGAGAUCGGCGGCGAGGGCGAGAGGAGGAUCUCGCUCUCCAGAGCCAACAGUUCAAACUACAGCGGCCUAUCAGAGAGCUGCUCUUUUGAAUCCUCUUUAAGUUCCCACUGCACCAACGCAGGAGUAUCUGUGCUGGAGGUACCGAGAGAAAACCAGCCCAUCCACAGGGAGAAGGUCAAACGCUACAUCAUCGAGCACAUCGACCUGGGAGCGUACUACUACCACAAGUUCUUCUAUGGAAGAGAGCAUCAGAACUAUUUCGGGUUCGACGACAAUCUAGGACCGGUGGCGGUCAGCGUCCGCAGGGAGCGUCUGGACGACGGGAAGGAGAAAGAAGGGAUGCAGUUCAACUACCGAGUCACCUUCAGAACCAGCCAGCUGACCACGCUGCGUGGAGCCAUCCUCGAGGACGCCAUUCCAUCGACAGCGCGACACGGGACGGCGCGCGGCCUGCCGCUGAAAGAAGUACUGGAGUACGUGAUCCCUGAGCUGAACAUCCAGUGUCUGAGACUCGCCCUCAACUCCCCCAAAGUCCCCGAGCAGCUCCUGAAGCUGGACGAGCAGGGGCUGAGCUUCCAGCACAAGGUGGGGGUGCUUUACUGCAAGGCGGGGCAGAGCACGGAGGAGGAGAUGUACAACAACGAGAGCGCCGGUCCGGCUCUUGAGGAGUUCUUGGAUCUGCUCGGCCAGAGGGUGCGGCUCAAAGGCUUCACAAAGUACAGAGCUCAGCUGGAUAACAAGACCGACUCCACGGGCACUCACUCCCUCUACACCACCUACAAGGACUACGAGCUGAUGUUUCACGUGUCCACCAUGCUCCCCCACACGCCCAACAACAGACAGCAGUUACUAAGGAAGCGGCACAUCGGGAAUGAUAUCGUCACCAUCGUGUUCCAGGAGCCUGGGGCCCUUCCCUUCACUCCCAAACACAUCCGCUCUCAUUUCCAACAUGUGUUUGUCAUCGUCAAAGUCCACAACCCGUGCACUGAUAACGUCUGCUACAGCGUGUCCGUGUCCAGGUCUAAAGACGUGCCUCCGUUCGGCCCUCCCAUUCCCAAGUCUGUAACGUUCCCAAAGUCGGCCGUUUUCAGGGACUUCCUGCUCGCCAAGGUCAUCAACGGCGAAAACGCAGCGCACAAGUCUGAGAAGUUCCGGGCGAUGGCGACUCGGACGCGGCAGGAGUACCUGAAGGACCUGGCCGAGAACUUUGUGAGCACGACGACGAUAGACAACGCCGUCAAGUUCAGCUUCAUCACGCUGGGCGCCAAGAAGAAGGAGAAGGUGAAGCCAAGGAAGGACGCACAUCUGCUCAGCGUGGGAGCCGUCACCUGGAGCGUGCGGGCGCGGGACUUCGGCCAGUCGGCGGACGUGGACUGUUUGCUCGGCAUAUCUAACGAGUUCAUCGUGCUGAUCGAGGAGGAGUCUAAAAACGUGGUGUUCAACUGCUCCUGUCGGGACGUCAUCGGGUGGACCUCGGGGAUUAUGAGCAUUAAGAUCUUCUACGAGCGCGGGGAGUGUGUCAUGCUGUGUGCUCACGACAACUGUGGGGAGGACAUCCGGGAGAUGGUGCAGAGACUGGAGAUCACCACCAGAGGUUGUGAGACGUCAGAGAUGACCCUGCGUCGGAACAGCCUCGGGCAGCUCGGUUUCCACGUGAACUUUGAAGGCAUCGUGGCCGACGUGGAGCCCUUCGGCUUCGCCUGGAAGGCCGGGCUGAGGCAGGGCAGCCGGCUGGUGGAGAUCUGCAAGGUGGCCGUCGCCACUCUGACACACGAGCAAAUGAUCGACCUGCUGCGCACGUCCGUCAGCGUCAAAGUGGUCAUCAUCCAGCCGCAUGAGGACGGCACACCAAGGAGGGGCUGCUCCGAGCUCUACCGCAUCCCCAUGGUGGAGUACAAGGUCGACAGCGAGGGAACACCCUGCGAGUACAAGACGCCCUUCAGGAGAAACACCACCUGGCAUCGGGUGCCCACGGCUGCCGGAGCUCCUCUCUCCCGAGGCUCGCCCACGCAGGGACCCGACCGCCUGCAGUGCCAGCAGAUCCUCCAGCAGCACCAGGCGGCCAUCCCACGCAGCACCUCGUUCGACAGAAAACUACCAGACGGGUCCAGGAUGAUGCAGGACAUGGAGAACCCUCAGGUCACCUCGUGCAACAAAGGAGACCAGCACUACCGCAGCUCCCCCAGUAACCAGUCAUCCUCCAGUGAUCCGGGACCCUGCGGCAGCGGCACCUGGUCCCAGCAGCCGGGAUACGACGGGUGUCCCUCUCCGAUUCUCCAUGAGCGGGCGGGGGACAUCCAGGGGGGAGACAGCGAGAUGCACAGGGAGAGAGAGCCCACCUUAGAGAGGACCCGGUCUGCAGAGGCCAAAUGGCACAUCCCCUCCACCAAGAUCCUGAACCCUCUGAAGCAGAGAGAGGGAGGAAAAGACUCUCCCAACAAGCUGUCCAGGACGGGCGAUAAAAACUCCAGCCACUCAAGUAGCAACACUCUCUCCAGCAACGCCUCCAGUAACAGCGACGAUAAGCACUUUGGCUCCGGGGACCUGAUGGACCCGGAGAUUCUGGGCCUCACAUACAUCAAAGGGGCGUCCACAGACAGCGGCAUUGACACUAAUCCCUGCGUGGCGCCCGGGGCCCGGGUGCUGCUGCAGGGCCGGGUCGGUGAGCAGGGCCACCCCUGGGAGCACCAGGAGGACGGGAUGUCGGAGGAGGAUCAUGGGAAGCUGUACCUGCCGCAGGGCUACGCCUCCGCCAUCAUGUCGAGUCAUGUGACAGAGGGAAGCAUCGGAGACCUGAGCGAGAUCUCAUCACAUUCAAGUGGCUCGCACCACUCGGGCAGUCCUCUGGCCCGCGGUGCCAGGUACUGUUUGUCCGCUGACUCCUCCAAGGUGUACACCAUCCCCCAGACCAGCAGCUCAGGGCCUGAUCCAGACCCAGAUCAAGAUCCAGAGGCAGAGGCAGAAGCAGAGCUGGGUCAGGUUCCAGGGCUCAGCUCAGAGGCCUGUGGACAGACACGUUCACAGCAGGGGGGGAAUCUCCCCGGGGACAUGAAGAUGGCUGCUGAUCAUGAUGAAGAAGAAGAAUCCCACAGCACUGAGGGACCUCCAAACAUUUCAGAGUGUGGGCAGCUGUACGCGCAGGAGGCCUGCAGGAGUCAGGCUGCAGAGCGGGACGGAAAUUCACUGCAGAGACUCUCAAAGGAAGAGUACGUGAAAAUGAUGCUGCCGGGGAGUCCUCCAGGAGAAGACGGGAGUCGGAAGGUGUCAGCGAUGGACAGUCUGUCCCCGAGGCGCUCUCUGUAUCGGACGCUGUCAGACGAGAGCGUGUGCAGUAACCGUAAGGGCUCGUCCUACGCCAGCUCCCACAGCUCCAUGCUGGACCAGGCCAUGCCCAACGACAUCCUCUUCAGCACCACCCCCCCUUACCACAGCACGCUGCCUCCACGUAUGGUCCACAACCAGGGGGCGUCAAACCUGCGCAGUGAGUUUUGGUUCUCUGACGGCUCCUUGGCGGACAGGUCCAAGUUCAGCGACCCGGGCCUCAUGCCCCUCCCAGACGCUGCCUCAGGCCUGGACUGGUCUCACCUGGUUGAUGCAGCACGAGCCUUUGAAGACCAGCGCGUGGCGUCCUUCUGCACCAUGACGGACAUGCAGCGGGCCGAGGCUCUGCACAUCUCCAGAGAGCUGACCAGACGGGUGGUGGAGGCGGAGGGAGCAGCGCUGGAAGCAGAAAGCUCUCCCUCCACGCUCACCGGCAAAGUGAACCAGCUGGAGGUGAUCCUCAGACAGCUGCAGCACGACCUCAGAAAGGAGAAGGAGGACAAGGCGAUGCUGCAGGAGGAGGUGCAGCACCUGAGACAGGACAACAUGCGGCUCCAGACGGAGAGCCAGACGGCGGCGGCUCAGCUCAGGAAGUUCACAGAGUGGUUCUUUCACUCUAUUGACAAGAAACCCUGAGAGAGAGGAAGAGAGAGGGAGAGAGAGAGCGCGAGAGAGAGAGCGCGAGAGAGAGAGCCGCUGAAUGAAAGAUGGAAAGAGAGAGAGAAAGCUGCAGCGAGAGAGAGAAACAGAGAUGGCCUUCACUCCUCCUGGGCUCCCACUCAAAUUCUACUUAAGACUCCCAGACGAUCCGAACUUUAAAAGGAAACCUUACCGGCCCCCAGACUCUUUAAAAAAGCCCCGGCUCAGGAGACUCUAGUGCAGCCCUGUGUGGUGGAACUGAAACCCUGAUCUUGUACCUCUGUUUUUGGGAUCCUCUCCAGUCUGAACUGCAGGGCUGUUUCUGACGUUAACGGUUUCUCCAUCCCGGCAAACGAGACUCUUGGGAAACCUCCUCAUCUCCAGCGCCAGGGAGAGGAAUCGAGCACGGCAGCCCCCAGGGGCCCCCGCUGGAGUCCCUGGGAUCUUCUUACAGUAGUGGAAUGUAAAGCUCAUUUACUGUAGUCAACAUUUAAUCUACCUACGUAUGUCCCGUCAGUCUACUGUACUGUAUUCUCAGCUGUACUGUAUCAUACUGCGCACACUGUCACACAGCUGUUUCUGUGCAGAGAGGGGGAGGGGGGAAGGGGCGAGGAGGGGAGGAAUGUACUGGACUAAAUGAAGUGGUACUUACUGUCUGCUUGCACCAAGAGGAAUCCACAUGUGGCGGUCUUGAAACGUACAGCGGGAGGUAAAAAAUGAAUGUAGCUCAACUGAGACCCUUUUCUUUCUGGAUUCCCAAAGUCACAAGUGAUUCACGUUUCUGAAGCUCUGGGCCACGUCGUCAUUGAUUGGUUGAUUCCACUUCUUUCCUUUUUUUCCUCAGUGUUGUAACGUAGGGUCACACGGCAGUAAUUCUUUGGUGUUUUUUAAAGGUGCUUUUCCCUACACACGUUUGUCAGUAGUUUCCAUUCACUGUCACAAUGUCCUAGCAAUAACAAAGUGGUAGUUUGAAACUGUGUUCAAAAAAAAAAAGAAGAAAAAGAAAAAACGAAGUUAGCACAAGCGUGAAGAGUUCCUGUGGAGAAGCAGUCGUACUUGACGUGUAUUUAUAAAACAGGAAACAGACUGUGCCUAAAACUCUCGGUUGUAAAUGGAUUGUUUCUUUUUGCUUUUAUUUCUCUUUUAUAAACACAUGCCUUGUCUGUGGCUCACUGAUAUAAAGUUGUGUGUGUGUGUGUGUGUGUGUGUGUGAAUGUGUGUGUGCGUGAGUGUGCGUAGGUUAUCACAGCUAAACGUGUUCUUAUGCAGUGGUUUCUAGAGCAUUAGAGCAGGCGCCAGUGAACCACACUUACAAUGCCAAAUGUGUUUAUUUGUGUACAUAUUUGCCACAGAAGUGUCUUGUAUUUAACACUUUAAUUUAAGCUUAUUUAACCUAAAGUUGUUUAUUUUAUUAAGGGUAUUUGUUUGGUUCUGCACUAAGGAGAGAUACAGCUCUGUGUAUGUUGUAAAGUGUGUAGCUUGCCAGGGCAACAAAACUAUAUAUUUAAAUAUAUAAAUGAUGAUUUUUUGGAGAUUCCAACAUUUGGAUGCUGCUAGAUUACAGUUUGCUGGUUUGUAUGCUUUUAAAAAUGUCUCUCUCUGUAAACGGUCUCCUCCCGGGUGGGACACUGGUUGCUUUACUUGUUUUUGUUCUACUUUUUGUUCAUGUUUUUUUUUAAAUAAAUGUAGUUGGAAAAAUAA
Labrus bergylta (ballan wrasse) is the source of this 7329-nucleotide messenger RNA. RefSeq names its product signal-induced proliferation-associated 1-like protein 2. Gene Ontology annotation, biological process: regulation of small GTPase mediated signal transduction; activation of GTPase activity. Gene Ontology annotation, molecular function: GTPase activator activity; protein binding. The record is from RefSeq and is a predicted model, not a curated record. Gene Ontology annotation, cellular component: cytoplasm. Lineage: Eukaryota; Metazoa; Chordata; Actinopteri; Labriformes; Labridae.